AUGUCUGGAUUAACUGGAACAUGGGAAUCAGAAAAAGUGCAUGGUUUCGAAUCUGUCGUUGAUCAAUUCGGUGUUGAUUGUGAAAUGAGAAAAUUGUUACUAACAGCUAAUCCAACAUAUACAUAUACACCAUUGGGAGAUGAUGGAAUGAAAGUUAGAGUUGAUUCAGAAAUUAGAAAUGCUGAAGUCUCCUUUAAAUUUGGUGAAGAAAUUGAUGAGAAAACAGUCCUUGGUACAGUGUGUAAAAGUAUGUAUAGAAAAGUAUCAGAUAAUGAAAUUGUUAAUACUCAGAGACAUCCGGAGGGAAUCAUUGAAAUUGAUCACAAGGUAGACGGGAAUAAGCUCUUAAUGACUGUCUGUGUUGCUGAUAAAAAGUGUUGUAGAACAUUCCAUCGUAAACAAUAA
This is a messenger RNA of Trichobilharzia szidati, 405 nucleotides long. Lineage: Eukaryota; Metazoa; Platyhelminthes; Trematoda; Strigeidida; Schistosomatidae. The record is from the annotation of a GenBank genome assembly.